AAAAACUCGCGCACGUAGAAAAUAUAGAAAGAAAAGAUAUUAAGAUAUAGAGGAUCGAAAUUCUCCGAAGAAGACUCCGUCGUCGUCUUCAAAUUCUUGGAUACGCUACCCUGCUGGUUUGUCAAUCCUCCAAUCUCAUUUCUGCGCAACUCAAAUCACAGAAGAAGAAGAAAAAGAACAACAAGAAGAGAGAGCAGCAGAUCGAUCACAUCCCUCGGAUCUGAUCUCAUGGCCUUCUCCAGUUCCCCUUAUCGCCUCUACUCUGUUCUUUUCUUCCUGUCCAUUUCCAUCUCCUCAUGCCUCGCCGAGAUUCGUUUCUCCCAGAUCCGAUCCGACGGCCGCCCAGUUAUCCCCUUCGACGAAUUCGGGUUCACUCACACUGGCCGCCUCGAGCUCAACGUGUCUAAGAUCUCCUUCUCAAACCCUGUCCCGCCGGAUGUCGACCUCUCCAGGGUUGGGUUCUUCUUCUGCACCAAGGAGACCUGGCUUCACGUCCUCCAGCAAUUCGAGACCAACCAGAUCUCCUGUGCUCUGCAAUCGGAAUUCGUGAAGGUUGUGUACCCCUUCAGCCGCCUCAAUGGAGCCAAGAGUUUCGAUAUUGUGUUCUCCGAGACCGUUGACGAUCAGUUCUCGCUCCUCUUCGCCAAUUGCCCCCAGCAGUUUCGGAUCUCCAUGGAUGUUCGCUCUGCGAUGUAUAAUCUCGAGGGAGCGAGCGAUAGCCGGGACUACUUAUCGGCCGGCAGGACGGUUCUUCCGAAGAUUUACUAUAUGUUCUCCUUGAUAUAUUUUGGUCUGGCUGGUUUGUGGAUUCACGUACUCUACAAGAAGAGAUUGACUGUUUUCGGAAUUCAUUUCUUUAUGCUCGCUGUAGUGAUCUUGAAAGCUCUGAAUCUUCUAUGCGAAGCAGAGGACAAAACUUACAUUAAGCGAACCGGUAGCGCGCACGGCUGGGACGUGUUGUUCUACAUAUUUAGCUUUUUGAAAGGAAUCACUCUGUUUACGCUCAUCGUGUUGAUCGGCACGGGGUGGUCGUUUUUGAAACCUUACUUGCAGGACAAGGAAAAGAAGGUUUUGAUGAUCGUGAUUCCUCUCCAGGUGGUAGCGAACAUUGCUCAGGUUGCGAUCGACGAGUCCAGGCCGUACGGGCAAGAUUGGGUCACUUGGAAGCAGGUGUUCUUGCUGGUCGACGUGGUUUGUUGCUGCGCGGUUCUGUUUCCGAUUGUGUGGUCGAUCAAGAACAUGCGGGAGGCGGCACGGACGGACGGGAAGGCGGCAGUGAAUUUGAUGAAGCUGACUUUGUUUCGGCAUUACUACAUUGUGGUUAUCUGCUACAUUUACUUCACUAGGGUUGUCGUGUAUGCUCUUGAGGCCAUCACCUCCUAUCGGUAUCUUUGGACCAGUGUGGUGGCUGGAGAGUUGGCGACAUUGGCAUUUUAUGUGUUCACUGGGUAUAAGUUCAAGCCUGAGGCGCACAAUCCAUAUUUUGUGGUAGAUGAUGAGGAGGAAGAAGCUGCGGCUGAAGCUUUGAAGCUUGAAGAUGAAUUUGAAUUGUAAUGUUUUUCUCAAUAGAGUUCACCUUAAUGGUGAUUGAAGGAGAUGAUACAUUGAUCCGUUUGGCGAGGUCCAGGUAGAAACCUGAUCCUUGUUGUAGAUUUUUGGUUCAAGUUGACUGCUACAGGCACAAACAAAUCAUCUUAAUGUGCGUUUAUGUUUCUGUUUUGUAAGUUGUUGAUGUUUUGUGCCUAUGUUCUCUUGAGAUACUAGCAUGGUUUCAUAUACUAUCAUAAAUGUCUGUGAUUUAGGUAGUAUGUGUUAAGUACCAGUUCGUGUAAGCCUGAAGAUGAUUUCUACUCAAGUUGUGAAUUUUCUUUUCCUA
Malania oleifera is the source of this 1876-nucleotide messenger RNA. Its product is annotated as protein CANDIDATE G-PROTEIN COUPLED RECEPTOR 7-like. Lineage: Eukaryota; Viridiplantae; Streptophyta; Magnoliopsida; Santalales; Ximeniaceae. The transcript has a single exon. Bases 229 to 1554 code for a protein of 441 amino acids. Gene Ontology annotation, biological process: transport. Gene Ontology annotation, cellular component: Golgi apparatus; membrane. The record is from RefSeq and is a predicted model, not a curated record.